CCCUGUCGAGUUGAGGACGUUGUAGUGUCGCAUGCGGCGCAGGGAAGAGGUCGGUUGUGCUUAUCAUUUGGCCCGUACGCACGCGCACGCGCACGCGCACGGCUAUGUUCUCUAGAGCUUAGAGAGAAGACUUAGCCGCAACUGUCGUCGGCGGCGAGAAUGGCCACACAAUCGCCGGUUCUAAAGGGCGGCGGAGCAGAUGAUAAACCCCUUCGCGAAGGGCCUGAACUAUCACAACCAAUAGAUGAAAUUUCAAUGAGUCAGGCUGCUGAUGGAUCUCAGCAAAAUCUGCCAUUUAUAACCCCAGAACCAAUAAGAGAAGAAGAAGUGCAAAAUGCUGUCAAGUUUUUGUCACAUCCAAAAGUGAGAGGUUCGCCUGUCAUUUACAGGCGCUCUUUUCUAGAGAGGAAAGGCCUAACAAAGGAUGAAAUAGAUGAAGCGUUUAACCGUGUGCCUGAUCCACCUCCGAAUGCUACAGCUUCUGAUUCUGGAGCCACAAAUCUGGCUACUCAGCCGAGAACAACUCUUAACCUGCAGCCCGAAGCUGCCAUUCAACCUCUCCCCGUUCAAGCUGGUGUUGUUCCUUUGUCUACAACUUUCCAUCAACGUAGAUUCAAUUGGUCCUAUGCUUUAUUUGCUAUUGGAGUGCUUUCUGCUUCUGGAGCUGGAACUGCCGUGCUCUUUAAGAAAGUGGUUCUUCCUAGAUUAAAAGCAUGGAUUAGAAAAGUGACAGCUGAGGAUGAUGCUUCCGAGAAAGAAGACAAAUCUAGUAAAAGCCUGGCUGAAGAAACAGCUGAAGCAGCCAAAGCAGCUGCCUCAGCUGCGGCUAUAGUUGCAACAGCUAGUCAAGAAUUGUUAAAUUCAAAAAAUGAAGAUCGAAAAUAUUUCGAAGCUUUUAUGGGAAUGAUAGAAGUGCAAGUAAAGGAAAUUAAAACCAUGAAUGAAGCUAUUCGUAAAUUGGAAAAGACAAGAGAGCAAGACCGGCUGAUAGAAGAGUAUUUCCAGUCCGCUUUGGCGAAUGGGACUACAAACAACUCUUGGAAUUCUUCACAGGUCCACCAAACAGAUACAACACCAAAUCACGUUAAAGUUAAUGGCACACCAAAUGCUGAAUAUGGAAAAGCUCCUCAAUCGUUAGCAUCUACUUCUGCGGAGCCCAUGACUGCUCCUCACCCAAAAUCAUAUAUGGAGAUCAUGGCUAUGGUUCAAAAAGGAGAGAUACCCUCAAACAUAAGGGAGAUCGACGAUUCACCCCCAAAUCCUAAUCAAUCACCAUCUAAACCACUCAUAGCGCCAAAAAAGAAGCCAUGGGAAUUUUCCCAACAAAGUCAUGUAGAGAAUGGACAAUCUCAAGAUGUUUCUUCGGACCCUUGGUCGAGAAACAAGUCUGUUAAGAUCACAGAACUAGAGUCUGAAGAUGAGGAGCCAUUAAGAAAAAUCCCUUACAGCACUGGUGCCAGCGUGAAGCCCUCGAGCCAACGAGUAUGGGUCCCUCCCCAGCCACCUUCUGUUGCCUUACCCGAGUCUGCAGCUGCCAUCAGACACCUAAAACCAUCACCACCUAUUCAGGAGCAGCAUUCUAAUGCGGAGAAGACACCCAAUGAUGGAAUUGCUGCUGGUUCUUCAAACUCAGGUCAGGAUAUUGAGUCACAUGGUAGUUCUUCGGUCGCUCCUCAUAAUAAUGAGAUAGCAGAAGAAGAAGAGGGAGCUUAUGUUAGUUGCUGAAUAAGAAAGCCCAACUCAUGGUGAAAUAAAUGAUAGUACGUUUUCUUGCUCCUUGGUUAAAACUAGAAAGAGAAUUUGUGUGUAAUUUCAUAUUUGUCUAAAUGCCUGCUUUUCUUUAA
Phalaenopsis equestris is the source of this 1844-nucleotide messenger RNA. RefSeq names its product peroxisomal membrane protein PEX14-like. Gene Ontology annotation, cellular component: peroxisomal membrane; peroxisomal importomer complex. The transcript has 12 exons. Gene Ontology annotation, molecular function: signaling receptor binding. Gene Ontology annotation, biological process: protein import into peroxisome matrix, docking. Lineage: Eukaryota; Viridiplantae; Streptophyta; Magnoliopsida; Asparagales; Orchidaceae. The coding region runs from base 160 to 1725 and encodes 521 amino acids. The record is from RefSeq and is a predicted model, not a curated record.